Protopolystoma xenopodis is the source of this 300-nucleotide messenger RNA. The record is from the annotation of a GenBank genome assembly. NCBI's taxonomy places the organism in Eukaryota, Metazoa, Platyhelminthes, Monogenea, Polystomatidea, Polystomatidae.
AUGCGUGCUUGUCCUCGCGGAUUUUUGCGGAUUGAAGACAUUCAUGCGCCUACGCACUCUAUUCUUCAGGCUUUGGAUCCAUUUUUAUCUCAACUAGACUUACUUAUUUUCGUCUGCCAGCGCACACCUGUUUCGAAGGGUAGUGUUCGUGCUCUUAAGGGCGUAGGCGCUAACAUCAGCAUUGCGGUUGAAUGUUUUGCCAAAGCUGCAGAAUCUGUUGUGGCUGGUCACAAUGAUCUUGAGCUUAAAAUGGCUGCCGCCUGCGUAGAGGUUAGUUUAAUUGAUAAUUUUUUAUUAUGA